UUCUGAACCCGGGCUACGGAUAAGGUUGGCUUCGUUUUAUGGCUGUAGAACUCGGUUACUGAAACAAAAACGCAUAAAGUUAUUUGCUAUUUUGCACAUUUGCAAAUAGUUACAACUUUGUGUGCACCUACAUCUGUAAACAAUGCCAUUCAGACCACCAAUCCGUUCAAUUGGCGGGAAACGGCAAACAUUGACAAUUAAUUUGACACAACGGUAACAACAUUUCUAUUAAAGAAAAUAUUGAAGUUCCAAGCACAAUAAAUAGCGAAUUAUUAUCCAAAAUGCCCAGAAAAAGAGUUAUGACGAAACUCGUAACGUGGUUAAGUGAGGAAGUAAAUGAUCCACAAAGUUUGACCCCAUCAUUUCAUCACUACGAAAAGUUUCAGUUCGGUAAUAUCAUAGCUGGGAUUGGAGAUUACGUUCUUAUUUCAAAUGCUGAUGCGGCGGAACCCGAUACGGAGACUGGUUGUGAUGCGGCGCGAAUUAUAUCUCUUUAUGAGGACCGUUCCAACUCCAGUGAUCCAUUUAGAGCCAAAGUUCAGUGGUACUCGAGACCCGGUGACCUGCCAAAUUGGUGCUUCAAUAACAUAGAGCCCAUAAGUUUUCACGAAAAGGAGGUAAUAGAAGACCAUCGUCCAUUCAACCAAGAUGUGUCAAUUGAAACUUUCUUCAAAAAGUGUACCAUUACCCUCACAUUUACAAAAGACGUGGAUGAAGGUGAUAGUAAACCAUACAACUACAUAUGCAGAUACCGCCUUAUGGCUAUGGGCAGACGUAAAGUAUUAAUUGAACCAGUUCUAGACCAAGAAAGAAAAGCUUUAGCAUUACUAAACACACCUAAUAAAACUCCAUCUAAGACAGCUACACCAAAAACGCCAAGCAGCUUAGUCAAAAGAAUGAGUAGAGUAUCCCUCUCUGAAAAGAACUGGAGUAUCAGCAAAAAUGACGGUACAAAACUGCUACUCAAAAGAGCAAUAUUAGCUGACAAAAACGAAAAGGAUUCCCCUAAAAAAGGUACACCAACCACUACUCCCAAAAAAGUUACAGAAACACCAAAGAGUUCUAAGAAGUUAUCUAAAAAUACCAUUGAGGAUGUUUUGUCUAUGGAACUUAAGGAAACCUCUGAUGAUGAACUACCAACUCUCAUCAUAAGACAGCAUGUACCAACCACUCCAAAAAGAAAGCAGUCAAUAUCUAAUAACAAAGAGGAGACUCCUAAAAAGGUUUUAGUGUUUGAAGAUGAAGAAAGAAGUACUCCUACAACUAGAUCAGGUAGAACAAAGGCAACAGUUAAUUAUCAGGAGCCUGAAGUUUCACCAGUAAAGAGAACGCCUAGAAGGACUGCUCGUAAAAUGUCUGAAAGUGAUGAUGAUUUUAAGAUUUCUUCUCGCACUCCUAAAACUCCAAACCCCAAAACUCCUAGGACUAGAACACCAGCUCAAACACCUAGACGCAGUGUAACUAAGAGAAUAUUGACUAGCCAACUUACUCCAACUUUACAUAAUAGGGCUCACUCCAUCGACAAUGUUGAUGAAUUCCUCAAAGAAAACAGGGCCCUACCUGGCAGGGAAAGUCAGAUGGAAGAAAUACUGUCAUUUGUUAGGUCAAAACUCCUUGAUAGCACCAGUGGAUGUAUGUACAUAUCAGGCGUACCAGGCACAGGCAAGACAGCAACCGUGUGUUCAGCUCUAAAAUAUUUGAAAGAAGAAGUAGAUUUGCCAGACUUUCAACUGGUAGAGGUCAAUGGCAUGAGGAUAGCAGAGCCUCGCCAAGCUUAUGUGCAGAUAUAUAAACAGCUUACUGGUAAAUCUGUAGUAUGGGAACAAGCCUGCGCCCUUUUAGAGAAGAGAUUCACUAAUCCUGGACCUAGAAGGACACCUACAGUAUUGCUUGUUGAUGAGCUGGACGCGCUCUGCACCCGUCGUCAAGACGUCCUCUACAGCAUAAUGGAGUGGGCAGCCCACAACACGGCCCUCCUCACAGUGCUCGCGGUCGCCAACACAAUGGACUUGCCGGAGCGAGCGCUGGCGGCGCGCGUGGCGUCGCGCCUCGGCCUCACGCGCCUCACCUUCCCGCCCUACACUCAUACGCAGCUGCAGAAUAUUGUGGCCUUGAGACUGGCUGGUGCUAAUGUCACUGCUGAUGCUGUUCAACUUAUUGCUAGAAAAGUAGCAGCAGUAUCGGGCGACGCUCGACGGGCGCUAGCUCUAUGCUCUCGCGCUCUAGAACUGGCGGGGCCAGAGGGCGCGGGGCUGAAGGAGGUGCAGCAAGCCCGGGAAGCCGCGUCCAGUGCCGCAGUACGCGCGAUACGGAACUGCUCGCCUGCUGAGAGGCUCAUGUUGAGGGCUGUGGCUGCUGAGGUGGAAAGAACAGGCUCAGACGAAACGACACUUUCCCGCGCUUUACAAACAGCAGCCGCCAUAGUUGCCCUCGACGGUCGUCCAUACAAGACAGCGCCUUCUAUCCGCGCGCCAACGCCGUCCCAAGCUCAAGCUAUAUGUACGAGGCUGGCCGCGCUAAGACUUUUGUUACUAGAACCUAAACCAGCUGAACCCAGGCUGUUACUGAAUAUCAGUGCUGAUGACGUACAUUAUGCCACAAAGCAAAUUAUUGUUUGAUUAUACUACUGUUGUGAUUUACGAUUAACUACAGAGCGCGCCAUUCUUUUUGUUUAUAAAAAUCCUUAAUUUUUAUUCAUAUUAAUUGCAUUGACUAUACGCCGUUUGAGUAGGCACUUAACUAAAGGGAACAAUCUUCGAAUAU
Messenger RNA from Helicoverpa armigera (cotton bollworm), 2763 nucleotides. It is a transcript of the gene Orc1, whose product is annotated as Origin recognition complex subunit 1. Gene Ontology annotation, molecular function: ATP hydrolysis activity; ATP binding; chromatin binding. Lineage: Eukaryota; Metazoa; Arthropoda; Insecta; Lepidoptera; Noctuidae. The record is from RefSeq and is a predicted model, not a curated record. Gene Ontology annotation, biological process: DNA replication initiation; mitotic DNA replication checkpoint signaling. Gene Ontology annotation, cellular component: nuclear origin of replication recognition complex.